CAACAAGAGUAUUAGGAGGAGGAGGAGGUCGAACAGGAGUAGCAGAAGAAACAGCUGUGACACGUGGAUUAGAUAAUCGAGCUUUAAUGGAUUAUCAAGUACAUACAAAGAUUGUAGAAGAACAAGAUACGAAAUUGAAAUCCUUAACUGAAAUCUUACAAAGACAAAAGAUGAUUGGUAUGUUGAUUAAUAAUGAGUUGAUGGAACAAAAUGAAAUCUUGGAUGAAUUUGGAAAUGAAAUUGAUUCUACUACUAAGAAAUUGAAUGAAGCUAAAAAGAAAAUGAACAGAUUAGGUGCAUGAUCAAAUUGGUCUUUUAUUCAUCAUGAUGGAGUUUUUCUUUUAUUGAUUUUUAUUGAUUUUGGAUAUGCUUAAUGAUUGUAACUUUUUUUUAUCUUUGAUACUCUUUCUUUUUAAUACUAAUCGUAACUGCAUAUUGACCUGUUUCUUUUUUCAAGUUUUUGAUUUAAUUUUCACUUUUUACUUUUUAUCAUUUUGGAAUAUAUCAAUGUAUCUAUUCAAACUCUUUGAUUAUCUCUUAUACAUUAGAUCUCUUUUUCAAUUUGUUUUUUUUGGUAAUGUACAUUUUCAUUUAUUGAGUAUU
Melampsora larici-populina 98AG31 is the source of this 603-nucleotide messenger RNA. RefSeq lists its product as uncharacterized. Lineage: Eukaryota; Fungi; Basidiomycota; Pucciniomycetes; Pucciniales; Melampsoraceae. The record is from RefSeq and is a predicted model, not a curated record. The transcript has a single exon. The coding region runs from base 87 to 302 and encodes 71 amino acids.